CUGCAGUUGUUCAUUAAGGUCGAUCAGAGACCAUACUGCUUACCUAUACCGGAUACAAACCCUGAAUUUCGAAGUGCUUCAGGUCAGGUGCUUUCGCUGUGCGAAGCAGUUAAGCAGUGGUGGUCCGGUCUUGGAUAGAGACAGAAAAUCAUCAACCGAUGGAUGAUGCCAGAGUCGCGGAGCUGAAGAAAUUUAUUGAUGGAUGCAAGUCAGAUCCUUCACUUCUUCACAACCCAUCUCUUGCAUUCUUCAAGUCUUAUCUUGUGAGCUUAGGUGCUCGCCUACCUCCAGAACAGAAAACGGAGAAAGUUGCUGACAACAUGUCAGAGCGUGCUGAUGCUAAAGGAGCUGAUUUAUCUGGAGAAGAUGAAGAUGAAAUUGUAGAAUCUGAUAUCGAACUGGAUGAUGCUGAUGUUGUUGAACCUGAUAGUGACCCUCCUCAGAAGAUGGGAGAUUCGUCAGCCGAGGUGACAGAAGAUCAGCGGGAUGCUGCUCAAGUUGCAAAGUCUAGGGCCAUGGAUUCUAUUUCAGAAGGGAAGUUGGAUGAUGCGGUGGAUCAACUAACAGAAGCCAUUGUCUUGAAUCCCCAUUCAGCAAUACUCUAUGCUACCCGAGCUAGUGUCUUUAUCAAGUUGAAGAAACCAAAUGCUGCAAUCCGUGAUGCUGAUACUGCCUUGCAGAUUAAUUCUGACUCAGCUAAAGGAUACAAAAUACGGGGAAUGGCUAGGGCUAUGUUAGGAUUAUGGGAGGAAGCAGCUAAUGAUCUUCAUGUGGCUUCAAAGUUAGAUUAUGAUGAAGAAAUUGGAACGGCACUUAAAAAAGUUGAACCUAAUGCCCGGAAAAUUGAGGAGCAUAGGAGAAAAUAUGAACGAUUACACAAGCAAAGGGAGCAGAAGAGAGCUGAACGGAAGAAGAAAAAACAAGCGGAAGCUCAAGUUCAAGAAUCAUUGUCUGCUUUAAAAGAUGGACAAGUCAUCGGUAUCCAUUCUGUUGGUGAACUGGACAAGUUAUUGAGUGCUGCUUCUAAGACAUCUCGCUUGACAGUUCUGUAUUUUACUGCAACGUGGUGUGGCCCCUGUCGUUUUAUUGGGCCUCAUUUUGCAAGCUUGGCUGAGAAGUACCCAAAAGUUGUAUUUUUGAAGGUUGACAUAGAUGAGGCAACAGAUGCUGCUGCACGCUGGAAUAUUAGCAGCGUUCCCACCUUUUUCUUUAUUAAGAAUAGCAAAGAGAUCGACACUGUGGUGGGGGCAGACAAAAGUGCACUUGAAAGGAAGGUUGCGCAACAUGCAGGCGCUCCUUAAGUGACACCUGAUCAGAACAUGGAUGCAGUUUUUGUUUUCUCUUGCUUUUUUCUGUGUUUAUAUUUCUGUUAUGUCUUAAAAACGUGACUCGCGUUGUGUCUGUUGGCAUGUCAAUUUGCUUGUCCCAAGAGUUCGCGUUCCCUUGGAAUAAAGUUAUACACACUUUCCUGCCUAUUUUUGUAAGAUAGUUUGGUAACUCAAAUGGGGAAAGAAAAAUUCAACGUGGGCGUUGUACUUCGA
Neltuma alba is the source of this 1541-nucleotide messenger RNA. Its product is annotated as TPR repeat-containing thioredoxin TDX. The transcript is spliced from 10 exons. Gene Ontology annotation, molecular function: Hsp70 protein binding; protein dimerization activity. Lineage: Eukaryota; Viridiplantae; Streptophyta; Magnoliopsida; Fabales; Fabaceae. The record is from RefSeq and is a predicted model, not a curated record. Gene Ontology annotation, cellular component: histone deacetylase complex. Bases 159 to 1301 code for a protein of 380 amino acids.